CUCUUCUUGUUCAUAGUGGAGAUUUUUUAGAUGAGGAAGAAAUAAUAUUUUCUUUGGUUUUUUUGGUUAAAAAAUAUUUGUUGUUUUAAUUUAAAUGCAAUGAAUGCAAUUUUUGAUAAAAAAUUUUAAAAAUUAAAGUGUUUUGCUUGAGAUUAAACCUGAAGCAAAAGAAGCCGAUCACAACAAGAACUAGAAAAUACCUUUGUGCAGUGUGUGUGUUGUAAAUCUGACGCGCUAUUGAUGUUCCUGCGAAACAAUUCUAAUUGACGCAAGCAUCUUGGAGUUUUUUUUUUGCAUAAGUGAGGUGAUUUUCUGAAAAUCUCUUCUAAAGUGCAAAAAAAGGAAGGAAAACUUCAAAAUUUGAAAUGAAUUCGAUCAUUAGACAUUCUGUGCCUGCCGAUCAAAUGCAUAGUUUCCUCAAGGACAAGCAGGCGUGGGAGAAUGCCAUAGCCUUGUAUCAGGGUCCCGACCCUUUAGAUCAUUGGUGGAACUAUAUAUGUUGGUAUGAAAAUCAUGGUCAUGGUGAUCCAGAUAAUAAAUUUCGUGAAACAUUGGAAAGGUGUUUAACGCUUUAUGAGCACAGUGACUAUUAUAAGAUGGACGUGCGUAUGGUGCGUCUGUGGUUAAAGUACAUUGAUAUGCAGAACAAUCCACUGCAUUUCUAUCAAGUUUUACAUCAAAGAGGUGUGGGCAAACAGGUGGCCUGCUUCUAUAUUGGCUGGGCAAAUUAUUACGAGUCCAUUAAUGCCUUUAAAGAAGCUGAAGCUGUAUAUAUUCUGGCCUUUCAGGAAAAAGCCCAACCUUAUGCAGAAUUACAUCAUGGCCAUAGCAAAUUAAUGUAUAGCAAAACUAUGCAUGCUCAGGCCCAACAACAGCAAUUGCUGCAUCCUCAGCAUGCUGCUUAUCAAACAACUACUGCGAACAGUAAUGUUGGAACUUCUACGGCUAAUCCCAAUGUUGGUAAUAUGGAAAUACAUCAGCAACAGCAACAACAACAGCAGCAGCAAUAUCGUCAACAAGUUUCCUAUCAUCAUUCUGCAAAUCAUCAAACGCAACAACAACAACAACAAAUGGCCCAUCCAACCACUUCACAUCAUCAAUAUAAUCAACAUCCUGCUGCAGCUGCUGCUCAGCAGCAACAACAACAGCUUCAAACACAUGGAUAUCAUAACCUACCGAAUCAUAAUCAUUAUCCAGCACAACAUCAAAACUUACAGGAUACCCCACAUCAUCAACAUGUCCAUCCUCAGGCCCAAAUACAAACGGCAGCAAAUGUCCAUCAGCAUAAAGAAUCUAAUGAGCAGGUUGCUGCAACUCCUGCUUACAAUACGCAACAAAAAAUCGUACAUAACACCCACCAACAACAGCAACAUAAUGUCAAUACACAGCAUAUACAACAGCAACAAAUUGCUGUUGUUCAUCCACAGCCGCAAAUACAAUCCCGGCAAGAACAAGCUGGUUAUAAUGUUCCCGUAGAACAACAAUUGCCCGCAGCAACGGCAGGCAUGAGUCGCCAACAAUAUGAAAGAGCUGUAGAGGCUUCUAGCAAACGAAAUGGAGUGGAAAAUGCUCCACAAGCAAAUAGUAGUAGCACAAACAUACUAGUGGCAGGCAUAAGACUGCCUAAAAAAUUUGCUACAUACUGUCGAAACAAUCAUGAAACCUGGCAACCGGCACUAUUUCUGGAGGAACCAGAUGAUCCCCAAAAGGUCUGUCACUAUGCGAAAUCUUUAGUUUAUCCUCCUGAUUUGGGUGUAGAAUUUAGUCCCGAAGAGAUAAAAGCCAGACGUUGUAAAUAUAAAAUGGAAGAAGUGAAACAAGAAUAUAACCCACAACAAAAUUACCAAACACAACAGCACGUGGAGCAAGAACAGAGCAAUAGAGAAGCCCAAAGUAGUGGCACACAAGCCCAACAGAAUCUUAAUGUACAAGUGCAGGAGAUUGGUUCGAUUAAAACGGAAACCACCACCAACACAACAACAACUGCAGCCAAGUAUCAGCAAACGCAACAAUAUUAUGUACAACAUCAACAGCAGCAACAAUUGCAUCAUAUUAACAAUAAUCAUUUAUAUUACCAGCAACAGCAGCAACAUGAAACUCAAUUGUAUCAACAAGAACAGCAACCUCAAACACAACUAGAUCCUCAGCAACAACAACGACAGCAAUUGCAAAUGCAGCAACAGCAACAACAAUAUAAUGUAAAUCAUUAUGAACAACAAAGAUAUCAACAACGUCAACAUGAGCACCAACAACAACAGCAGCAGCAGCAAUACACUAAAGUUGAAGAAGAGGAAACUGAAGGUGAUCAAGAAGAUGAGGAUGAAGACAAUCAGGAUACAGAAGAUGAACAACAACAAUACAACCAACAACUUCCUCAACAGCAUCCUAACUAUCAAUAUCACCAUCAUAAUCAACAACAAAAACCAUCAGCACAACAACAUCUUAACAAUUUAGAUAACGAAGGUGAUUUAGAAGAUCAAAUUGAAGCCUCCACAAUACGUUUCAGUAUGCAUACGCCCAAUAAAGGAUCUCAAAAUAAAACAUUGAAAAUUAAAUUUAAAAAAGAAAGACCCACGGCUGUUGGUGAUACUCCCAAUGGCAAUAACAACUAUAGUGCCUAUACUAUAGAGCGUAUAUAUCAGCCAGAGCUUGAAUCACCUUCGAUGGCUGAAAAUGUCCUUAAACGCAAUGGCAACAAUAAUAGUUUCCAUCCAUAUAUUUCUUCCACACCAAAGACCUCAACUAAGCGCCAGAAAACGAAAUUGAAAAAACCUUCCAAUAAAUUCCACAUGUUGGGCUCCACAAAUAGUAAUUCUUCCUCUGCGGAAAAUGGCCAUGCUACUCUAAACAAUAGCUACAUAAUGGAAAAAACACUUACAGCCACCUCAGAAAAUAAAGCACACCACCAACAUCAAUUGGAACGUUCUGUGCAAAAUGCCACCUUUAACGAUAAUGCCAAUUAUUCAUUUUCUUCAGCGGUCGCUUUAGACAACUCCAACUGCUCGCUUAGCAAUGCAGUGGGUCGCCUUAAUUUCCGUGAUGCUACCGCUUUAAAUAAUUCCACUUUAAAUCAAACUCAUGUUGCCGAUAUUUCCACCUAUCAGGAAAAUUCAUAUUUCUCCACUCAAAAUGAUGUCGAAGCUAAGGAACGUCGUUUAGCUAAAGCUUUGGAAACAAUCGAACGUCAUAUGGCCAAAGAGGCUAUCGAUCCAUUCAGUAGUGAAUUGUGUCGUGCUUUCCUAACGAAACUCGAUUUUCCCGGCGCCAAUGGAGAGGCUCAUGAUAAUUAUAAAAUAAUACAGACCCCAUUACCUAAAAUAGCUAAUACACGUCAAUUGAAUUUAUCGGAUGGCAUACAAUUUAACAUCGACAAAGAAAUCGGUCGCGGUUCGUACGGUUCAGUGUAUAAAGCAACUGAUGUGGCCACGGGAGCUGUGGUUGCUUUGAAAUUCCAAAAGCCAGCAAAUACUUGGGAAAUUUAUAUAUGUGAUCAGGUUCUUAAAAGAGUACAAUCACCAAAUAUUUUACCUGGUCUGAUGGAUAUUUCAACCGCUAUUAUUGCCCCAAAUGCCAGUCUUAUUGCAACAGAGUUCUCUCCUUACGGCUCUCUACUCGAUAUCAAUAAUAAAAUCCGACAAGCCACUACCAAAGUAAUGCACGAAUCUCUGGUCAUGCAUUUCUCGGCACAAAUUUGUAAUAUUAUACAUCAUCUACACGAGAAUAAAAUCAUACAUGCCGAUAUAAAACCCGAUAAUUUCCUAUUAAUGCGUGUCCCCAGUACAGAUUUGCAUUUUCCCUCAUUGCGUCUAAUUGAUUUUGGCUGUGCUAUCGAUAUGACCCUAUUUCCCGAGGGCGACAAGACGAAAUUCCGUAAAGUUAUACAAACAGAUGGUUUCACUUGCAUAGAAAUGCAGGAGGGUCGUUCGUGGUCAUACGAGACCGAUUUGUUUUGCAUUGCAGGCACAGUGCACGUCAUGUUAUUUGGAGAAUAUAUGCAGUUGCAAAAACGUGCUGGUACAUGGGACAUCAAACAAAAACUGCCAAGAUAUUUGAAGAAACAUGUAUGGACCCAGUUCUUUGGCGAUAUAUUAAAUAUAAAACCGGAUAAACCAUUGCCUGAUUUGAGAGAAAUGCGUAAUAUAUUUGAAGAAGAAGCUUCAAAAAUGGAUUCCGAGUUACAGAAACAAAUGCGUACUCUAUCCAAUAUUCUACAUAGGCGAUAAUUAAGUUUUUUUUUUUUAAUAUAUUCAUUACAACUAUUAACAAUAAUGUUUUAAGAACUAAAUAAAAAAGGAAAAAACACAA
Molecule: messenger RNA, 4305 nt
Organism: Lucilia sericata (common green bottle fly)
Lineage: Eukaryota; Metazoa; Arthropoda; Insecta; Diptera; Calliphoridae
Gene: Bub1
Product: protein kinase 4
Exons: 4
Coding region: 366-4223 (1285 amino acids)
Biological process (GO): mitotic spindle assembly checkpoint signaling; meiotic sister chromatid cohesion, centromeric; protein phosphorylation
Molecular function (GO): protein kinase activity; ATP binding
Source: RefSeq, a predicted model, not a curated record